AUGACUCCUGCCGUGAACCGUCCCACCGAUACCAAGCAGAAGGAGCAGGACAUCAACUCCAAGCUCCAACUGUUUGGAAUCUACCAUGCCUUCAAGAACAGCAAGCUGCCCUCUAACAAGCAGUGCGAUGUCGCCUUGAACAGUGCCCUUGCCUCCAAGGCCCUCUCAUCACCACCGGCGGACCUUUCUGACGAUGGCAAAGUCCUCAUCCAGGACUUGCGCAAUGUCAUUGAGCAGGCCAAGCUGAUGCUGCUCACUAAGAACGAGGGCGAGCUUCUACAGGAUUUUAUCUGGCAGGCUCAGCAGAUCACCGCUGGCGAUGCCAAGGCCCCCAAUAUGCCUGUCUCCAAGGAGGCUGGCAAGCAAGAUGGCGAGAAGACCCUGCAGGGUCUCAAGACUCUGGGAACGCUCUUGAUCACAAACGGAGAGUUCCGAAAGAUUCUGAGUGACGCAACUGUUUUGCUGCGCGAUAUCGCCGCCGAUGCUUCCCAGAAAGCUGCCAACCAAGUGCGCCCAUCUGAGGACCAGCUUGCCCAGAUCGAUACCCCGGCUGAGGAGAACGUAUGGCACGAGAAGCCCAACGUCUCCAAGGAUGACCUGAAGAACCGCUUCAAGAAAAACAAGGAUGACAAGGCAAGUCUUGCCUCUGCUUCCAAUGCUCAGUACGAAGGCGGCGAUGCCGCAUCUGAGACCCCCUCGGAGAUGAAUCGUACCAAGAAGUAUGCCAACAAGACCAAGGAAUACCUCGCGGAGAAAAUCCCCAAGGAGCGUCGGGAGCAGACCAUCUGGCGCUUGAAGAAGAUGGUCAUUGAGGUUCAAGGCCAUGCCGAUUACCAGCAAGCUAUUGAAACCCUGCUUGACAUGGCUGAGAAGUACGCUGGUCACACCAAGCAGGCCGGUACUCACAGUAGCGGUGCCGUUAAGGACAUCCGCUCCACUGACAGCGUGCAGACUGUUGAGCAAAACUUGCGUACUCUCAUCGAGCGCUUUGCCAACAACACCUCCCUGUCUGACUUCUUCGAGUCUCUGGACAACAUCUACCGUGAUGCUGACAAGGACCCCGAGCUGCGUGGUUGGUUCAAGAACGUUGACACCUAUAUCCGCAAGUGCCUGCGCGAGCAGGGCUUCAUUCUGGAGGAUGAGGCUACCAAGCAGUGGAACGAGCUGUACGAGAAGGGUCGCUACUUGAUCCGUGAGCGCUACCGCACCCACAGUGACCGCAUCAUCGACGAGAUUAAGUUCCUCGCCGAGCAGUUCGAUAAGGACCCCCGCAACAAGGCUCUGGCUGAGUCUGUUCAGACUCUCUUCAAGGACCUGGGUCGCGAUUCAGGUGGCAAGGUUGUCUUCAAGAAGCACCUGCUCACCGAUCUUCGUGACAUCAUCCUGCCCGGCAUCUUCGAGAACGUCCGCUACGUUCCCAUUCCUCGUAUCGAGGUGUCUGACCCUAUGGUCGACGUUGUGAUCGAGAAUCUUGUCAUCGAGAGCGACAACCUCAUGCCUAAUGUGGUUGAGUUUGGCAGCGACAACUACUUCCGCUGGGGUCGUAAGAAGAUCUCCAACAAGCGCGACAACAAGAUCAUGAUCGCCGCCUCUGGUAUCCAGGCCGACCUGCGUGAUGUCAGCUACCACAUUAAGAAGAAGCAGGGCUUCCCUUCCAUUACCGACACCGGUAUCAUGGAUCUUCUGCUCAGCGGUGAAGGCUUUGGCUUCAAGAUUGCCGCCUCCACCGUCAACAAGGGUGACAAGCAGCACAUCGUCAAGCUUGAUAAGGUCUCCGUCAACAUUAAGAACCUCGACAUCAAGCUCAAGAAGUCCAAGCACAAGGUUCUCUUCUCCACCUUCAAGCCUAUGCUCUUCCGUGUCGUCCGCCCCGCUCUGGAGAAGGUCGUCGAGGCCCAGAUCCGCGAAGCUUUCAACAAGGGCGAUGCAUGGGCCAACGAGAUCUCCAUCGAAGCCAGAAAGGCCGCUGAUGCCGCUCGCGAGGACCCCGAGAAUGCUCCCAGCAUGUUGUCGCGCUACGCCGACGCCAUCCGCGCCCGUGGCCAGGCCAAGGCUAAGGAAGCCGAAGCUGUCGCCAAGCGCGACACCAAGGUCCAGACCGUCAUGACCCUGCACGACUCUAUCUUCCCCGAGAUCCAGCUUCCUGGUGGCGUCUCCACCAAGGCCACCGAGUACGCCGACCUGGCCGCGAAGGGCGAGCGCUGGGAGUCCCCCAUCUUCAGCAUUGGCAGUGCCUCCGAGUCCUCCAACGUUCCCUCCGCCGGUCAAGUCACCCGCAAGCCCCACACCACCGCCGAUGACGUCGCCGGUGGUGGUGUUGCUGGUGGUGUUGCUGGUGCCGUCGCCGGUGGUGCUGCCGGUAACGCCGCCGCAGCAGGUGCCUCAAGCUCUGCUGCUAAUGCUGCCAGCGGUACUAAGGUCGAUGGUUACCCUUCUCGUGGCUUCUCCGAUGAAGUCGACCAGGCCUUCGUCAAUGGAAAGGGCGUUAGUGAUAUGAAGUCUACCAACGUCCCCACCCAGGUGACCAACGGCUCGGCUGUCAGCUACUAA
Molecule: messenger RNA, 2550 nt
Organism: Penicillium longicatenatum
Lineage: Eukaryota; Fungi; Ascomycota; Eurotiomycetes; Eurotiales; Aspergillaceae
Exons: 8
Coding region: 1-2550 (849 amino acids)
Molecular function (GO): lipid binding
Source: RefSeq, a predicted model, not a curated record